This is a messenger RNA of Pollicipes pollicipes, 476 nucleotides long. RefSeq lists its product as uncharacterized. NCBI's taxonomy places the organism in Eukaryota, Metazoa, Arthropoda, Thecostraca, Pollicipedomorpha, Pollicipedidae. Bases 81 to 476 code for a protein of 131 amino acids. The record is from RefSeq and is a predicted model, not a curated record. The transcript is spliced from 4 exons.
UCUACGUCUUCGCCAUGCGUCGUCUACUCUUGUCUUGACCAGGCGUUCACGGCCGUCCGUUUUCAGCGCCGGCCCGAGCGAUGAACCUGACGCAGGACAAGCCGUCCCCCAGCUCGGUCAACAUCACCUGUGUGGUGGAGGGCGUGUUCCCUGCGCCGCUGCUCGAGGUCUUCGCCAAGCGGGAGGACAAGGAAGACGGGCGACGCCUGCUGAGCAACGUCAUCCAGCGGACGGAGGCGACCGAUGAGGGCCGUUUCGACGCCGUGGCGUAUGCGCUGGUGGAGGACGGCAGCUUGGAGGGCCGCACCACCUUUGAGUGCGUCAUGACCAUCCCGGAGACGCAAUACCGCCUGCAGCGGCACAUCUCCUACGCGUCAGGUGCCACCCUGGCUGCCAGCAUCGGUGAGUUGCGUCGUCUCGGUUCCUCGCUUCUAAUGCCUCUACAGCUCCCGACCGUCGUGCUCUGCUCUUCGUGA